GAUGGUUGACCUUACUCGUGCGUUUGGGAGUGGAUCCCCAACAUCACCAGUACCUCAUGCUAGUAAUUAUGCACUGGGCUUGCUAUUGGCCGUUGGAUGUUGUUUAACUUAUGCACUAUGGUUGAUUACUGAGACUAAGAUGAGCCAGAGUUAUCCAUGCUUCUACUCAAUGACAACUUUGAUAUGUUUUAUGGCAUCAAUACAAAGUGUCAUUUAUGCUUUUUGUAUGGAGAGGAAGUCGGAGGAGUGGAAGCUUGGAUGGAAUAUUAGGCUUUGGACAGUGGCUUACUCGGGACUGGUGGCAAUGGGGCUGAUGUUUACGCUCAUAGCAUGGGUGGUAAGUGUAAAGGGUCCAUUGUUCGUAUCAAUUUUCAGCACUGUUUCACUUGUGUUGGUGGCGAUUAUGGCCUCCUUAAUUCUUGAUGAGAAGUUACAUGUCGGAAGUUAACAGUGAGUUUCCUUCAAUUUUGCUGAACAAGAUACACAUGGCUGCUGGUCUCUGCUACUUUCUUCAUGGCCUGAAACCGACAAUGGUGGUGUUGCUAGCUAAGAUCAUUGUUGUGGGGCUUAAUUAACUCUUCAAGUUGGCAGCCAUGGAUGUUAUGAAGCUGAAAAUCUUGGUUGCUUACCGAUGCAUCUUCGCAACCAUUUUUGUUGGCUCCCUUUGCUUUCUUUGUGGAAAGAAAUUGUUGGCAAAUCAGGUUUUGACUAGGAAAACUAGGCCGAGUUUGGUUAAAAGAUUAGAAACAUGGUCAAGAGUUAUGAAGACUCAUCCUGUAUGAAAAAUUGACAAAACUGAGGCCAAAUCAUACCGAGUCAUUCAAGACUCGUUUGUUUUGCCCGAGUUACAACAAAACGGCCGAUUCUUGUCAAAAGUUUAAGUUAGCAUUUCUGAUAGUUUUGAACUAAAAUAUAUUCUAAUGAUGUUAAAUGUUCAAUGAUUGAAGUCUUCUGUAUUGCUUACCAAAAAAAUAAAAAGUCUUAUGUAUUGAA
Macadamia integrifolia is the source of this 993-nucleotide messenger RNA. RefSeq names its product WAT1-related protein At1g68170-like. The transcript has 4 exons. Bases 2 to 448 code for a protein of 148 amino acids. Gene Ontology annotation, cellular component: plasma membrane. NCBI's taxonomy places the organism in Eukaryota, Viridiplantae, Streptophyta, Magnoliopsida, Proteales, Proteaceae. The record is from RefSeq and is a predicted model, not a curated record. Gene Ontology annotation, molecular function: transmembrane transporter activity.